Messenger RNA from Lutzomyia longipalpis, 1774 nucleotides. Its product is annotated as arylsulfatase B-like. The transcript has 3 exons. The record is from RefSeq and is a predicted model, not a curated record. Bases 44 to 1711 code for a protein of 555 amino acids. Lineage: Eukaryota; Metazoa; Arthropoda; Insecta; Diptera; Psychodidae.
AAAAAGAAUUUUGUUGAAGAAACUUCUCUUUCAUUUUCAAAUCAUGUGGUUUAAUUUGGUGAACAUUUGCGCCAUUGUGGUGAUUUUGAGUGAAAGUUCUCAGUGUUCAGAAGAUGGAUCACGUUUUGGCAUAAAAUACCCAAAAAGACCUCAUAUAAUUAUUAUCUUGGGAGAUGAUAUGGGUUUCAAUGACGUCAGCUAUCAGACUACUUCCGAGUACCUAACGCCAAAUAUUGAUGCCAUUGGCUAUCAGGGAAUGAUCCUCAAUCGACAUUACGCCUCUGAUAUGUGUACCCCAUCGAGAUCAGCUCUCCUCACGGGGAGAUACCCAGUUAAUAUAGGGAUGCAGAAUUUUGUGAUUGCAAAUUGUAUGCCAUACGGACUACCGCUUGACCUCAAAAUCCUCCCUGAAUACCUCAAAGAAGUCGGCUACAAAACACAUAUCGUUGGGAAAUGGCAUCUUGGCUUCUGCAGGAAGGCUUAUACGCCUACAAAGAGGGGUUUUGAUACAUUCUUUGGAUUCUACACUGGAUCAAUUGAUUAUUAUACCCACAUGAGUCCAGAAUUUAGUACUAAUGGAUACGAUUUCAGAAGGAAUUUAGAUGUAACGUACGAAGGGGAAGGAGUUUAUUCAACUUACCUCUUCACAAAUGAAUCAUUGCGAAUAAUUCGUGAUCAUAACCCCGAAGAACCUCUCUUCCUCCUAACAUCGUACAAUUCACCUCAUGCAGCUGCCAAUUUUGGGACACCUUUGGAAGCACCGCAGGAUGAAAUCGACAAAAUUUAUUAUGUAAAAAAUAACGAAACUAAAAUUUAUGCUGCAAUGGUGGCAGCAAUGGACAGGGGAAUUGGGCAAAUUGUUGCUGAAUUUUCGCAUAAAAAAAUGCUGAGCAAUUCUAUUGUGAUUUUCUACUCGGAUAAUGGUGUUCCAGAGGAGGGAUUGUUUGCAACCGUAGGCAGCAAUUAUCCCUUUCGUGGGCAAAAACAUUCUCCAUGGGAAGGAGGCUUAAGGGUUCCAGCAGUUUUAUGGAGCCCAUGGACUUUGAAGCAAAAAGUAUCGGAAAACUUAAUCCAGAACACAGACUGGAUGCCGACCUUCCUAGCCUUGGCUGGUGUAAAACCAACACAGCCAAUCGAUGGAUACAACAUCUGGCCAACAUUGACGGAAAACGUUCCCAGUCCUAGGUACGAGAUAAUCAACAAUAUUAACCCGAUUGAGGGAUGGAGUUCAUACUACUACAAAGGAUGGAAGUACAUCAACGGCACAACGUCUGAUGGGAUGUUUGAUGAAUGGUACGGCACAAGAGCGGCUUAUCAGCCAUUUGCUGGGAAAUACCCGGAAAUUGUUAAAUCAAGUCUCGCCUGGAAAGCAUUAGCGCCAUUUUCCCCGCGAAGUCUAUCAAAUAGACGCAUGAGAGCGAUGCAGCAGAGUACAAAGGUUGUCUGCCAACCACCUGUACCCUAUGCAACAGAGUGCAAGCCCCUAGAGGCACCUUGCUUAUUUAAAAUCAACGAAGAUCCGUGCGAGAUUAACAAUGUCGCUGCUAUUUAUCCCUUCCAAACCUACUUAAUGCAUAUCCUUGUCAAAAGACUCGAAGCUCAGUCAAGGUAUCCCGUGAGUAAACCUUCGGACUAUGAGGCUUGCGAUCCAAGGAAAUUCAAUGGAACCUACACGUGGUGGGUUGACUUAGAAGAUCCUAUGUAUCAAUGAUCAUUGAUUCAAAAAAUAACGUUUUUUGUAAUAAUUUAAAUAAAUAAAAAGUGAGGUUAAAAU